Messenger RNA from Tupaia belangeri chinensis (Chinese tree shrew), 1549 nucleotides. It is a transcript of the gene PDXP, whose product is annotated as pyridoxal phosphatase. Gene Ontology annotation, molecular function: pyridoxal phosphatase activity. The annotation marks the transcript as partial. The transcript has 2 exons. Lineage: Eukaryota; Metazoa; Chordata; Mammalia; Scandentia; Tupaiidae. The record is from RefSeq and is a predicted model, not a curated record. Gene Ontology annotation, cellular component: cytosol; cytoplasm.
GACCCCGGCGACGACCCGGGCGCGGGGGACGGCGCGGCCCCGCGCGUGCGCGCUGUGCUCGUGGGCUACGACGAGCACUUCUCCUUUGCCAAGCUGAGCGAGGCGUGUGCGCAUCUGCGCGACCCCGACUGCCUGCUCGUGGCAACCGACCGCGACCCGUGGCAUCCGCUCAGCGACGGCAGCCGGACCCCUGGCACCGGGAGCCUGGCUGCGGCGGUGGAGAUAGCCUCGGGACGCCAGGCCCUGGUGGUGGGCAAGCCCAGCCCCUACAUGUUUGAGUGCAUCACGGAGAACUUCAGCGUGGACCCUGCCCGCACGCUCAUGGUGGGUGACCGCCUGGAGACCGACAUCCUCUUUGGCCACCGCUGCGGCAUGACCACCGUGCUCACACUCACGGGUGUCUCCCGCCUGGAGGAGGCCCAGGCCUACCUGGCGGCUGGCCAGCACGACCUUGUGCCCCAUUACUACGUGGAGAGCAUCGCGGACUUGAUGGAGGGCCUGGGGGACUGAGCCCACCCGACCUGCAGCCCCACCCCUUCCCCACUCCCUGACCCCCUAGAUGGAGGCGAUAGGGCAGCUGCUGUGUUAAGCACCCCAGCUCCCUCACCCCAGUUUCUGCACCCCGGUGGGGCUGGGACCCAGGAAAGGUGUGAGGGCCCUUGCAUGCCCUCCUUGCAACGGCUGGGCGCUCUUUGCUGUCUCAGAAGCUGUCCCUGACUGGCUCACCUCGGCCUCGGCCAGGUGGCUUUAUUUCCUACCCCUCCCUGAAAUCUGGGCCCCAAUGCCAGAUUGCCCCUGGCUCUGAGCACUUAAUGCCCUUCCUUCCCUGGGGUGUCCGGAGCCCCGCCUGCCCUUUGGGUCCUGGCCCUUGGGUGCCUGCUAACCAGGCAGGUCUAGGCAGCCAGGAUUGCCCUCAGUGGACCAACAUGAGGCUAGGCCAUAGGGACUCACUGAUGUUGGGGCCCGAGUGGACACUUAGGAGCCCGAGUAGCCGUAGCCCUUCCAUGUCUGGAGCUUGCAUGGACCAGCCUGAAGGCUAAGUGGCAAUGGCCCUUGCAGGUCCUGAGUCCUGGGUGGACCCGUCAGGACCCAGGUCAUUAUUACCAAGUAGUAAUAACGUUGUAAUAAGUUGUCAUAAGUUGGUCUCUUGGAUCUUGACUAGAACAAUCUGGAAGUUGGAGAGACAGUGACCUCUUGACAGUCUGGGUCUGACUAGACCAGCCAAGGGUCCCAAAUUAAGUCCUUCUAAGGGUCCAAGUUCUGUAGAAAUCCCUUCCCAUCAAGGUUGUCCACUGGGCCACCGGUGGCUCUGGGGCUCCUCUGGUCAUGGUACCUGUCCAGUGUUGGAGGUGGCCACGUCUCGGAAGGGGGCGUCUGUGUCCCCCCACACAGUCAGUGUUUGCUGUGCCACCUCUCCCCGUGCCCACCCCCAGCUAUUUAUUUAUUUAUUAUUGUGUGCCAGUGAUGGUGGGGCUGGGGCUGGGCCUCCCCACCACCUCCACCCGUUGUAACCAGUCCUCCGUGCUUAAUAAAGUGCGAGUGGCCGUGU